AUGACAACGAAUUGCACGUUAAACUUCGAGUGCGGGUCUCCUUUACUGAGGACAUAUUCAGGAACAGUCGACAUCUACAGCGUUGAUCACCAUGGAUACAAAACGUGCGACGCAACCCAGGGAAAAAUCCUCGCCUCUUUAAAAUGUGGGGAACACCAUGCAAACAAGGCUAUCAGAGGUCUGGAUUUUAUUAGAAAGGAUGUAGAAACUUAUCACUUCAUUGGUAAGUUUGAAUUCAGGACAAUUACUCUGACGCAAAACAGAAAAGCCUGGACUGGAAAAUCUCAAAUAUUUUAUAUACUUGAGUAAGCGCUUCCCUCGAAUAAAGAGUGCACACUUUCGUUUUUCUCAUGUAGGCCAUCGAGCGGCAUAAGAACUGCAUGUAAAAUUGAUAUUUCAGACGAAACGCAUACAUUAUUAGUUUUCCUUUUUGUGUUUAUUAACUGAAAGCAAUCCUCGGAAACCCAUGGGCAGUCAGUCGGGUGAGAAAGGUCACGACAAAAGUUUUCAAGACCAGGUGAAAGAGCCCCCGUGUACCGACUCUCACCGGACCAUUUCCAAAUGGUAAAGAAAAUGUUGGCUUAUAAUUGGGCACAAAAAAUCCUUUGUAUUAUUGUUCGUUCACCAAGGUUGUGCGUGCAAGGGAAACUUUCAUUUUCUACUUCCCUAACAAGAAACGAAGGAACUACCGAUGACUCAGGAACACGUUUCGGAUGAUAUCAGCAGGACCACUCCAAUUUGCACCGAGAAAGUUCUGUUUCUGACCGAAGGUGUGAUCGAUGCAAGCUAGUUGUAAGCUCAAGUUUAUAUUUUUGGAAAAGCGUCUUUAAAAUACCGUUACAUACGUUUCCAUGUUUUAGUUUUCGGCUAGACAGUAUUUUGAAAUGGACGGUGUCUUUAUCAAACUGAAAGUUUCCUGACUGCGUGCAUUUCUUUGCAAGUAUGGCGAAAAAAUAGCCUUCGUGUACGAACACACGAAAAUAACUCGGGGGAUACUGUUGGCCGAUUGGGAGCAAUAAUACCGGCAAAGGAUUUUUUUGUGCCCAGUCAGGAGCCAGCAUUUGCUUGACCGUUUGGAAAUGGUCUGGUGACCGAGUCGGUACCCAGGGCCUGCCUCUUCGGCCGGUGCUUGAAAACUUUUGUCGCGCCUUUUCUCCCGCACCUGGGUCUCAGAGGAUGAGUAUGACUGAAAGUGCGUCGCCUUAAAUGACGGUGUACCCAGAAAGAAUAUUAAGCGGUCAGACAUUUUUGGGCCUAACAGGGUUCAAGUAUAAGACGGUAUAACUGACAGACCAACAACAUCGCGAAUAAAUUGACCAAUAAUUAAUACCAUCAACUGACGUGAUAAAACUCACUUUGACUCUGAAGAUGACCACCGCCAGGUUACUGAAACGCCAGUCAUUGUCAACAACAACAGUCCUUUUCAGGACAACGUUCACCCGGACGAUCAUACUCAACCUACUUAUAGUGUUUAUAUGUGUCAAUUGGAAGGCAGCAUUUGAAAACGAGAUAAAAUUUAGCUUAGCAUGGUUUUUAUUUUUCUUUUAGGUUUUGCUCGAAUGAACACUAAACCAGAGAAACCAGUUCUAGUAGGAGGAACAUGCAAGUCACAUAAAUCCAAGUUGAAGAUUCACAUUUGCGCUCUUGUUCGAAAAUCACAUGGAAAAGUCUGCACAAUGAAAUGUACGAUUUAAAAAGAGGUGUAGGCCCGGGAGGGUGACUAUGAAAGUCAGUCUAUGAAUGUAAUUUACCCCCUAAAUGAGGCCAAACUGAUUGUGGAUCAGGCUAUUAUCUAAUGCAUACAGUACAGUACGAUACGCCUUUGUUGCAAAACUAUUUUUCCAAAAAAAUAUUGAAAUACGCAAUUAGUGUUGUGAAAUGGCUUUCUUUAUAAAAUUCAAGAGAGUAUUAAGUCUGCAGCUGGCUUCUUCUUGUCCCCACUGCUUCCGUUUCUGACUCCGCGAUCAUGCGCAGAAGAGAUCUGGGUCUAGCCUCCCACGCAGACGUCCUUAGGGGUUCGUCACUCGUUCCUGCACCAUGUUCGUGGGGCAGGAACGAGUGACGAGCCCCUAAAAACGUCUGUGUGGGAGACUAAUCUGGGUCGAGAUUGGUCCCGACAGACAGUAGCUUCAUAAUAUCAAGACAGAGACAACUUUCGCUCCGUUCAAUGGUAACUUUUUUGUUUUCUUUCUGCCUUAAGUACUUCCUAAAGUCCUCGCCAGCAAGCAAACAAAACAGAAAGACAAAGAAGAGAAGCCCAAAGGUUCCUUGAAGACUUUUUACAUCUCCAUGAUUAUCGUCGGCAUUCUUGGUGUGCUCAUUGCUUUGGCAAUGUGCAUUUUCCAGCCGCUUAAGAGGUAAUCCGAGAGGGGUUACAUGCACACACGUUUGGGUAUGAGAUUGUCAUUAAGGGUUCGAAAUCCUGAAAACUCCGCAAGUGUGGCUCUGUAUGGCAGCCGGUACCUUGCCCACGCGCGAAGUUUUAUCAUCGUGACCUUGGCAGACAAGGACGUAAACAAACUGUAAUAAAACAAAACUCAAUGCAGGGCAGGCACUACGGCAAAGGGCUGAUUUAUUAUAGGGCAAUAUUUCGGCUAUCAAAAUUGACCUUCUCAGGGCCAGAACUAUACCGAGAGAAAAUAUAACUACUGACUUGGAAACCGACAACGAAAGUCACUAUUAAUAUAUGUUCAUGUAAAGGACUUUUGUAUAGGUAAUAGCAUGAUUUGUAGUGAUAUUUGGCAUAAAUACCACGAGUGAUAUUUCAAAAUUGUUUUACGUAAUUUCACGAGCCGUUAGGCGAGUGAAAUUUGGACAAUUUUGAAAUAUCACGAGUGGUAUUUAUGCCAAAUAUCACUAAAAAUCAUGCUAUUAUUUGUUUAUACUACUACCCACAAAAGGUUUGUAAUUUUCACAUGUAGGUAUUUCAAAUUAAGCUGAAUUACCACUGCUCUAAACCAAUCAAAUUGCAGAAAUUUCUCAUGUGGUAGUAUAAUAAUCCUAAUACAUAUCCCUACUCAACAAUGCAACCAACAAUGCAACCAACAGGCACGCAUCCAGUUUCAAAGUAUAAUUCCACUACUCCUCUAAAGUCUAAUUCACACAUCCCCAGGUCAAAUAUUUUCUGUAAGUAAACUUUAUUUCUUUAUUUAGCCAACAGGUCAGUGGUCGAAGAAACGUGUCAAACCGAAAAUCAAACAAGGACACAGCUUUCCAGCGUCUUCAUGACAAGUACCGUGUUGAAGACAUGGAGGAGGGAAACAAAUAA
Messenger RNA from Porites evermanni, 3268 nucleotides. The record is from the annotation of a GenBank genome assembly. Lineage: Eukaryota; Metazoa; Cnidaria; Anthozoa; Scleractinia; Poritidae.